This is a messenger RNA of Mytilus californianus (California mussel), 4297 nucleotides long. RefSeq names its product ferric-chelate reductase 1-like. The transcript is spliced from 19 exons. Gene Ontology annotation, molecular function: oxidoreductase activity, acting on metal ions. The record is from RefSeq and is a predicted model, not a curated record. NCBI's taxonomy places the organism in Eukaryota, Metazoa, Mollusca, Bivalvia, Mytilida, Mytilidae. Bases 249 to 2900 code for a protein of 883 amino acids.
UUUGUUUUGCUCCAACUUCGAAAAUUGUAAAAAAAAAAAAAAAAGAAGAAAAAGAAAAAAAGACUCAUUUAAGGAGUUCCAAAUGUUCAGUCAUUUGCCAGAGCGACAAAAUAUUUUAAGAGAUUACCCUGCCUUGAAGAUAAAGAUUGAAAAAACAUCAAAUAAGCCAGAGAAAAUAGUUGAAGAUUACAGUGAGAGGAUGUGGAGAAACACAGUUCAAAGGUUAUCUAUUGCAGGCCAGGUUAGCAAUGUUUGCCAAACAAGAUGUGAAGAUUGGGGUGUUUGGUAUCUACAACAAUGCCCCUUAUCAAUACACCUGUCCAGAUUUAAGACUGGGUACAGUGGGCCAAGCUUUAACUCACAGAGAAAACUCUGAUAAAAGUAAACUAAGCUUUGUAUGGCAAGCUCCUCCAGUAUCUCAAGGUCAUGUUGUUUUUAUCAUAACAAUUGUACAAAAUGUGAAUACAUAUUGGACCAGUGUGAGCUCCCCUAUUGUAUAUGAUCAACAAAACAGUGUGCCAGUAUCGCAGCAAAUUCUGAACAGUUUGUACCAUGUUGUCGAUCCAUCUUGUACCCGUCCACCAAUCAACACUACUACAACAACAACAUCAACUACUGUGACUACCACAACAUCUACUUCCACUACCACAACAAGUCCCACAACUACAUCUACAACAACUACCACAACCCCUACCCCAACAUCAAAAAGUACAACAACAACUACAACUUCUACCACUACAACUCCAACUACAACUGUCACUACUACUAGCACUUCUGCCCCAACCACAGUCCCAGUGACAAAUGUAACUGAUGUUACCACCAACAAUAGUACAGACAACACAACACAGGAUAUAGUUACUACAACAGAGGUGUAUGUACUGCCUGAUGAUAGAUUGCCAGUUGAUAAAGAUUGUAACAGGACCAAAGGAUGUUUCCAUGACUGUGAUGAAAACAGUUGCAGUUUUAUUGUGUCCUGGGUAGAUCGUGCUAAUUUCAUUGACAUGGAAUUAAAAACUAAACUUUUGUCAGCUGGAAAUAAAUGGAUUGCAGUUGGAUUUUCCUAUGACAAGCACAUGGGCAGUGACAGUGUUAUAGAGUGUAUGUCAAUGGACUACAACAUCAGUGUAUUUCAGUCUUAUAACCUCGAUACUCAUGCCAAUACAAGACUAAGCAAUCCUAAACUAGGAAUAUCUAAUGAACAAGGAUCCUUUGUGGAUGGCACAUUUUCCUGUAGUUUUACCAGAAAGAAGAUAGUUCCAGAAGAAAGUAGGAUUUUUGACUUAAGAAAUGACUGGUACCUUAUGUUUGCUACUGGAUCCUCUAUGUCAGGGAUGAAACUUCCACAUCAGUAUGACCCUGCUCCUCCUACAUCUCUAACAAAGAUCAAUUUACAGGAAUAUUUACAGUACAUGCCAACCACUCAACCAGCUCCAACACAGCCACCAACAACAACCAAGACAAGUACUACAGUAACAACACAACAACAAUUGACUUCGAAACCACAACCAACAACAACCACCACUGUAGCCACUACUACCAAGAAAACAUCACCUGCUGUUGUAACAACACCAUUUGCUAGGACAACUACAACAGAAACUACCACUAAACAUAACAAUGACAAAUUUCAGAAAUUAAGUCUGGAGAAAGAUUUAGCCUGUGGAUUGACUAAAGGCUGUUAUUAUGAUUGUAAAAAUGAUUUGUGUGAAUUCAUAAUAUCUUGGAGGGACAAAGGAGACGAUAUCCAGUUUGACAUCAAAAGUCGUGCGUCAUCUCCUGAUCCAGAUAAUAUGUGGAUAGCUAUAGCCUUCUCACAUGAUCAGAAUAUGGGAAAUGACAAUGUAAUAGAAUGUGUGACUAAUGAAGGUUUUAUGGAUGUUUUCCAGUCUGUCAAUUUAGAUUCCAAAACUAACCAAAGACUUUUAGAGCCAAAGAAAGGACUAAGUGGAAUAUAUGGUUCAAUCCAGGAUGGUAUAUUCCAUUGUAAAUUCACCAGAAAAAAGCAAGUUGUUGGAGAAGAUGCACUACUUAAUUUGAACGAAGAUUUUCACAUUAUGUUUGCACAUGGACCAGCUACAAAUGGAAAACUUCUUCCCCACAGCAUCCAGAAAAUUCCAAUAGUAUCAUUAAAAUUGGUGGAUUUCCAGAAGAAUUCAUCUCUCUCAGGACGAGUGAUAUACUAUCUCAUUAAAUUUCAUGGUGCAUUGAUGAUAUUUGCAUGGAUUGGUUGUGCCAGUAUAGCUAUAGUUAUUGUUAGAUACUAUAAGAGGAUAUGGCCAGGAAGUACUAUCUGUGAUGAAAGGAUCUGGUAUCAGGUACACAGAUUGAUGAUGAUAGUUGUAUUCCUAUGUGUGAUAAUUAGUGCCAUAUUAGUAUUUCUAGAUGUGGAAGGAUAUAGUAAGAUAAAUGGUCAGAUGUUUCAUCAAGCCCAUCCUAUAAUUGGAAUUGUUGUACUAGUUUUUACAGUAGCUAAUCCAAUAGUCGCAUUGAUCAGACCAUUACCAGGUUCAGUCAAAAGAAAAUGUUUUAAUUGGAUACAUUGGGGGUUAGGUACCAUAGGACAUAUUUUAGCAGUUAUUAAUAUAUUUGCUGGUUUGGAGCUUGCCAAAGCAGGUGCCCCUCCAUAUUUAAGAUGGGUAAUGGUAGCUUAUGUAGCCUAUUACAUUACUGUCAACAUGAUAUUAGAAAUAAGUGACUGUGCUCUAACAAGGAAAGAACGUAAACAGGACGAUACUUACAUGUAUGAAAUGCACAGAAAACCAAUGUAUUAUUCACACAGCAAUGCACAUUUACAGUUAGAACCAUCAUAUAGCAGAUUAAAGAAGGUAGUGAUGGGAACACAUAUACUUAUAAUAACAGUGACAACAUUACUUCUCAUUAUUAUGUUAAUUAUUGGUGGGUAGGAGUAACACCUCAGAGAGAUUUAAACCCAGUAUUAGUGUUGCCAUAUGAUGCUCUUCAGUCAACAGUGCAACGCUUGAUGUGAAUAAGGAUAUGAUAUCGUUUAAGUGAUUUACACAGUUCAGUGGAUAUGUUUUGUAAAGAUAUUUGAAUUGAGUGUAUCCUAUACACAGUAAAAGGAGAAGUAUUGUGAUGACUUAUGAUGUUAAUUUUUCCUUUAAUAUUUAUUGAGUAUUUAUAAUGUGCUAUAAAGUAAAUAAAAGUAACCAAAAGUUUGUAUUUUCUGUACAUUUUAAUAAUCUCCAAUGAAUUGGUUAAUCCAUAAAUGUAUUUGAUUAUGUUUAUUUUUAUAUAUAAAAAGACUAAAAGUUGUGUUUUGUAAAGAUAUGUACUGUACUGUUAUGCAUAGGUAAAAUACUUUUCUCUGACACCAUUUACAUAUCUAAUUUCAAAUGAAAGGUUUGGAAAAUAACAUUUGAUAACACGUUUAUUAAUUUUUGUGUGCUGGUAAAAGCAAUUCGAUAAUUUUCUGAUACUUGACUCUUUUUUUAACCUUGGUUGCUUACAUCAGGUGACAGGUUUUAACAUGACUACCAAAUAGACACAUUUCCUUUAACAAACACUGAUAGCAAUAUUUUAUUUCUGUGAUCUGUGCUUCUGUUUGCAUCUUGUUUGAAAGCAUAACCACCACAGUCCCAUUAGUGGUUUUCCUAAAAAAAAUCUUUACAAAUAAGAUAGUCUUAUAUCUUUUGAGCACACCAAACCUUCAAAGCCAAAUAUUUUUAACAACAAAGAAAAAUGUUUGCAUCUGAAAAAUGUUUCCCAAGUCUUUGAUAGUUUUGAGCAUAAUUUGUUUGUGCAAUUUGCCUUAAGUUAAUUCUUUAUAAGUUAUCUUGAAAAUUAUGUAGUUGGUCAUUUUAAUAAAAUAAUUAUACUGCUGAUAAAUUACUUUUAGCGUGCAAAAAGAGAAUUUUAAAUACUGUUUUUUUUUUUUUGUUAAAGGAUGACAAAAUACUUCUUCUAUAUCAUCACACUAUUUGUUAUUAAUUUAUCAUCAGCUGAGCUGCUUCUUAAAGUCUUUAGUUCAGUGAAAUGUUUUUUCAUGAAUAAAUUCUGUAUUUGCCUUUUAUUUGUGUUUUAGGGAGGAAUGUUGUUUUUUUAUGAUAUUCGUUUUAUGGCUAAUGGUUAGUUUAAGAUAUUCACAUUAUGAUUAGAAUUUGAAAAUCAGGUUAAGCAAAAAAAAAAUAUAAAUAUCUUAUUCAAAGGAUAAUUGUAGUUUAAUUUCAUACCAUGAAAUAUUAUUUAUUUACAAUUAUUUAUGCUGUACUAUAAUUGUUAUAUGUUUAUGACUAUAACAUGUUAUGUUCAUAUUUAUUUUCAUAAUAAAUAUAAAACAUUA